Messenger RNA from Pseudoliparis swirei, 1424 nucleotides. RefSeq lists its product as uncharacterized. Gene Ontology annotation, biological process: positive regulation of ERK1 and ERK2 cascade; interleukin-15-mediated signaling pathway; T cell activation. Gene Ontology annotation, molecular function: MHC class II protein binding; protein tyrosine kinase binding. The transcript is spliced from 6 exons. Gene Ontology annotation, cellular component: external side of plasma membrane; membrane raft. NCBI's taxonomy places the organism in Eukaryota, Metazoa, Chordata, Actinopteri, Perciformes, Liparidae. The record is from RefSeq and is a predicted model, not a curated record. The coding region runs from base 1 to 813 and encodes 270 amino acids.
AUGGCUGAACUCGGGCGGAUCGUCCCGUCUUGGUUUGUGAUGCUGCAGCUGUUGAGCUUCAGAGCAGAAACUGUGAAACAUUCCUUCUUCACCGUCAGAGCCGGAGCAGACGUCUCUUUGCCCUGUGGGGGCGUGUCACCGGACCAGGAGUCAUGUGACUUCACUACUUGGCUCUUCACUGGUUCAGGAAAUACAAAAGCAGUGUUUGAAGAUGGGAAGAUUCCUAAAGAUGCAGAAGAUAAAUCAGACCGGCUGAGUGUUUCAGAGAAUUGUUCUCUGGUUAUAAAGAAUGUCUCCGUGGAGGAUGUGGAGUGUUACACCUGCAGACGGUUCACAUCAGGAACACAAGAAGAUGCUGAGGUUUACCUCUCCGUGGUCUCCUUGACUGAGCAGAGGAGCUCUGAUGAGGCGGCCUUCAGCUGCUCCGUGUCCAUCUACAGUGACAUAUGCAGACACACAGUGAGGUGGCUGCACGAGGGCAACAGGAGAGACGUGGUGACAUCACGGCGGCCAUGUUCAGCCUGGCACAUUAUGAAGAAAUCUGACCUGGAUCAGAAGACUUAUGAGUUAUUGAAAUGUGAAGUGACUGAUGGAUACAGUGGCAAGGUGCACCAGUUCCCCCUCAGCCCUCCUCCGUCCUCAGGUGAUGAUGCAACGCCAGUGAAAUCUGAACAGGACGUCAAUGCAACCGAUCAAGGCUGGACCAGGUCCACCGUGGUGGUUCUGGGUUUAGCCGCGAUGCUAACGAGCGUUGUGAGCGUCAACAUCUGGACCAGAGCUAAAGAUGAGAGCCUCCAGGGAGGGAGCCUUUGACCUCCAGAAGGGGUCAUGACCUCCAGAAGGGGUCAUGACCUCCAGGCCCGAUUUGUCAAAUGUGUAUUUUUCAAAAUGAACAAAAGUGGGAUGGCAGAAAUCUCUGUGAGUUGGAACGUUGACGAGUCAAACCCGUGUUUGAGAUGUUUGUUUCACUCUGAAUGUACGAGAGAGAGACGGAGACGCAGGAACAGAAUAAACACGAUGAAUGUUCUGACACGGAGGCUCAUUGUACAGCUACUUCCCAGGGUGCAUUGGGACAAGCACACUUAAAAAUAGCAACACCUUUAAAAUGUAAUCUAAUAAACAAAAGGCUCAAAAGUGACCAGAGAGUUUUUUUACAGGAGCGUCAUGAGGAAGAGGAAGAUGGCGGUCUCACUGGACUGAUGAACAACACCGACCACAGAGUCCACUGCUGCUAAACCUCCUGACAUGAGAGUGGAUGACGAGAUAAUCAUCCAUGUUCAAAGUGACAUCAUGACCAGAGGUCAGGAGGCGGCCAUGUUGGAUAAACACAAAGGUUUAAUGUGUUUUGUUACUUUUAAGUGAAUAUUGAUUUUUGUAGUUGAGUACAUUUUGAUUGUGUUGUGAAGUUUUACGAUAAAAAGAAC